AAAGCAUCAUCGAGCACGACCCGAAAAUAGGGUGGUACUCUUUUGACCACCAUUCACUGUUCAUCUUUGUUCUAUCAUUAUUUUUCUAUAGCAACUUUGAAAAUUACGAUUUUAUUUUUUGAAUGGUAUUUAUUUGAUUACAGCCACCGAGGAUGACAGUACUGCCAACCGAAGUAAUGUUUUGACAGCAGAAGCCCUCAAAAUGUUCCACUCUACUACAUGUAAUAUCAACGAUACAUUCAGUGACUCGACAUCAUUGUGGAGUUCGGAAGAGGGCUUCCCAAGCAUCACGUAUUACCCAAUCAUCGCUUCAAAGCAAAACGACAGCGAUAACAAUGACGUCGACGAUGAUAACGCAUCCGACUGCUGUCAACUCCAUAACGAAGUCUUGAUCGAGAUUCAUCAUGAAGAUGAUAACGAUUCAUUGUUAUCUGACACUACUUCUAGUUUGAUCAGAUUCAUGGACGAAAUGGACAAUGAUAGUUUUACAGACGUGUCCAGCAUUACAACCGACAAUGAAGACAAUAACGACACGUUUACGACAGUCACCGAUUUGACAUACCACACCCAUGAUCUUUUCGAUGACGACAGCAGUGACGUCAUACUUGAUCUCUCCCUCACCAAAGAUGAAUACGAACUUAUCAAUGGUAGAGACCAAACAAUAGAAAGUGAUUUUAUCAUUGCAACAACUUUUCUAGAUGAAAUCAUUUCUGAGGUCGCCUUCAAACUGGAUUCUAACAAUUGAACCUCCGAUAUAUUU
Molecule: messenger RNA, 760 nt
Organism: Strongylocentrotus purpuratus (purple sea urchin)
Lineage: Eukaryota; Metazoa; Echinodermata; Echinoidea; Camarodonta; Strongylocentrotidae
Exons: 2
Coding region: 203-745 (180 amino acids)
Source: RefSeq, a predicted model, not a curated record